Molecule: messenger RNA, 1864 nt
Organism: Neodiprion virginianus
Lineage: Eukaryota; Metazoa; Arthropoda; Insecta; Hymenoptera; Diprionidae
Gene: Ubc2
Product: ubiquitin-conjugating enzyme E2-24 kDa
Exons: 7
Coding region: 444-1004 (186 amino acids)
Biological process (GO): protein polyubiquitination
Cellular component (GO): nucleus
Molecular function (GO): ubiquitin conjugating enzyme activity
Source: RefSeq, a predicted model, not a curated record
CAGCAGCGGAGCUUCCGAUGAAAAUAAAAAAUAGUCCAUUAGCAAAAACGGGGUAAAGGAGGGUAUCGGCGUAUGUUUUAGGCUCGUGGUGUCUUAUGGCAGUGAGCAAAUGAGAGCGUGAAUUAAAUCGGUGAUUAAUAAAGGUUCAGGACGCCGCGUUGGGUUCGCAGUCGGGUUAUUGGGGCGGCCUCCAAGGCCUCAGCCAGAGGAGUCUGAAGACCCGAGCUGCACGUCGCGGCGGUGCAGCACCUCCAUUAUCCAAAUCCGGCGAGCUCUCGCCGUUGUGUUUAACGUUUACCUCGACACCCGGCAAGCAUACCGGCGAUCAGCCGCCAGUUCCGACCGCCGCUAUUUGCUUGUUUGCAAACACGCCGUCCUACGCGUUUCAUACACAAGACUAACUGCAACUGAAAACAAGUCUGCACUGUGUGAGUGCGUUUAGUAUGUCAUCCGGGGCUGGAUCAAGUGGCACAGGACGAGGCCGUGGUUCGUCUCUGGCAGAUAAUAAACCAGAAAACAAGGAGGCAAAACCGAAUCCAAAAAUGUCUAAGGCACUAGGAACUUCUGCGAAAAGGAUACAAAAGGAACUAGCUGAAAUCACUUUGGAUCCUCCACCUAAUUGCAGUGCCGGGCCUAAGGGAGACAACUUGUACGAAUGGGUAUCCACUAUAUUAGGACCACCUGGUUCAGUCUACGAAGGAGGAGUAUUUUUUCUGGAUAUUCACUUUUCUCCCGAAUAUCCCUUCAAACCUCCUAAGGUCACGUUUCGAACACGCAUUUAUCACUGUAAUAUAAAUAGCCAAGGAGUAAUAUGCCUGGAUAUUCUGAAGGACAACUGGUCGCCUGCCCUCACCAUUUCUAAGGUUCUACUCUCCAUCUGUUCCCUCCUCACAGACUGCAAUCCAGCUGAUCCCUUGGUCGGUAGUAUAGCAACGCAAUAUCUGCAAAACAGGGAAGAACACGAUCGUAUAGCACGACUCUGGACCAAGCGCUACGCCACAUGAACAUUUAUUCAACUCUUGAAUUUGUCUCCUAUUAGCCUCAUGCCAAUGUAUCACCAGCUGUGAGCUCUCGUUGUUACCUGGCUGAUGUAAUCCUUAAAAUGUUUUAACUAGAACUGCUUAAUCGGGGCAGCUUUGAACAACAGCUGAGGUGUACAAACUUGAGAACAGCUAUCGGCGUAAAUGUGUUGUGCUUUUAUGUUGAAUUGAGUAUGUCAUGUGCCUAAGACGAAUGAGUGUGAAAAUGAACGAACAAACGAAGUAAUAAGAGUGAUCGAGUGUAUGUGUGAUUAAACUAUGAAUCGGCAUGAGCUUGGAGAAUUUCAACCCAAACUAUGACAAGCUAGUAUUUAAAUUGAUCGUAUUGGCAAACGAACAAUACUGUCCGAUUAUACUGAUACUUUUAGGAUAGGAGAGGUCACGAACUAUAAUAAUAUUAAAUGAUAAAAUGUAAGUAAAUACCUAGGUACUUAGAUAUUAAGAUGCGAAUAUAGAGGCCCAACUCUCUCACACCCCGAUGAUCAUACCUUUCGCCACCACCCAUCCAAUAUUUUUGUAUACGCUCAACUUUAAUAUUAUCAUCAUAUUUUUUAAUUAUUAAGGUAAUUUUAGAUUUUUCCAUCACUCAUCACUUAAUUGGUAUUAUUAAUCGUUGUGUAAAGACAUUGAUUUUACAAAAAUUACUUUAUCUAAGAAAAAAAAAAAAAAAACUGCCUGCCUGAAUUCAUAUGAGUUGUAUGUCAUCAGUGUAACGCAGUGUCGUCUUCAUCGCGUAGUUAACAGUGAUAUUCGUAAACCGUUCAAGUGUUUGGGGCCACUUGCUAAAAUCAUUGUAAUUGUAAAUAAAUAUUAUUUCCUGUAUA